ACGUCAGCCUGCAGAGUCAGAGAGGGAGGGGAAGGAGAGAGGGAAGAGAAAAAGGAAGCUGUCCGAUAACUUUCUGAGUGUUUGUCCAAAGUUCCAGCAAAGUUUUGGUGCAAAGCGGCGAUCGGAGGCUCGGUGGAGGCAGCAGACAGCCUCAGAGGGGGACGGACUCGGUUCUGAUCAGCUGAUGACAACAUUCAUCCUGCUGACGGCUUCAGGCCUCCACUGACCACAGAGCCUCCAGAACCAGUUAGACCAGCAUGUCCUCCGACCUGAACUCCAGUCUGACCAGCAUCGACUGGCUGCCUCAGCUGGGGAUCAGCGGCCUCCGGUCGGGGAGGGAGAGGGGAGGAGGGGGAGGAGAGAGGAAGAAGGAGCGAGGGAGGGAGCGGGGAGACUUCCUGCCCUCGGUGCCGGACCCCGCCCCUGCUACCUGCAAAGGGAAACCCCCCCACAGCUACGCCACGCUCAUCGCCAUGGCGAUAGCAGCAGCACCUGAGAGGAAGCUGAGCCUGAACGACAUCUACACCUGGAUCAGCGACACGUUUCCCUACUACAGCCGAGCAGGACGGGGCUGGAAGAACUCCAUCCGUCACAAUCUGUCUCUGAACAAAUGCUUCCGGAAAGUUCCUCGACCUCAGAGUGACCCCGGCAAGGGCUCCUAUUGGACGAUGGACGGACCCUCAGAGGCCAAUCGGGUCAGAGCGCUGAAGCGUCCGUAUCCGGAGGAGGAAGAGGAGGAAGAGGAGAGGAAGGAGGUUCCUCAGAUGGAGACUCCAGCAGAUCGAGGACCUUCUCCUCCUCACCUUCACCCUCCUCACCCAGCGUCAGAGGCGUCUCCCCAGGCCGCCUCCCUCUCUCCUCCCCCCUGCAAGCAACCGUCUCCCUACCCUCCUCACCCCUCUGCCUCCCCCUCAGCUGCUCCCAUAGCCUCCAUCACCUCCUUCACUCCUCCUCUGCCUCCAGCCUCCACACCAUCAGCUCCAUCAGCAUCUCCAUCUUUCUCCUUCACAUCAGCUCCUCCAUCCUUCUGCCUCCCCUCAGUUCCUCCAUCAGCUCCUCCUCCAGGUCCUCCAUCCUUCUCCUUCCCCUCAGCUCCUCCAUCGCUUCCUCCAGCUCCAUCAGCUCCUCCUCCUCCUCCAUCCUUCUCCUUCACACCUUCAGAUCCAGUUCCGGUUCCGUCCUUCUCCUGCGUUCAGAACUCGGCUCCGGUUGCUGCUCCUCCCGUCGUCUCGCUGAACUCCUCCGUCGAUCCUUCGCUCAGAUUCACCUUCGACGAGCUCCACCUCCCAGAUCUGUACGCCUCCUUCAAGUCUCUGUUCAAGACGAUGAGGGAACGAGGAGGAUCUCAGUCGGACAUCGUUCCUCUCAUCUUCCCCAGUAAUGACACUACUCCUCUCCACACUCCAACUCUGCUGCCAAUGUCUCCUCAUCUUGGUCCUCCUGGUCCUUCUGGUCCUCCAUCAUCUGCUGCUCUUGCUCCUCCUCUUGGUCCUCCAGGUCCUCUUGGUCCUCCAUCAUCUGGUCCUCUUGGUCCUCCAUCAUCUGGUCCUCUUGGUCCUCCAUCAUCUGGUCCUCUUGGUCCUCCAGGUCCUCCAUCAUCUGGUCCUCUUGGUCCUCCAUCAUCUGGUCCUCUUGGUCCUCCAGGUCCUCCAUCAUCUGGUCCUCUUGGUCCUCCAUCAUCUGGUCCUCCUGCAGUCCAGCACACAGUUCCUCCAGACUGGUUCAGCAACACAGAUUCUCUGAAGCAAAGUUUCCGCAUCGCCAGCAGCCUGGACUGGGCCAACAUCGACCUGUCGGGUCACCCAGACCUCCUGGAGAGCAUGCGUCAGGCUGAGCUGUGUGACUGGGCCCUGGACCCGGCUCUGUUCACGUCCCUCUGUGACUCCCUGAACCGGUUCUUUACCCAGAGGGGGAUGAUCACCUCCCCCUCCAACCCUCCUCCCACCCUGGCCAGCCUCACCCAACCCUCCCCCCUUCCCUUCCCCCCCAACGGAGCCCCGCCGCCCCGCCGGGUCCUGGGUCAGAACCUGCAGAGACCACAACAGACCCAACCUGCAAACACACCUGCUGGGGCUCCUCCUCCGUCCUCCAGACAGCGUCCUCCUCUGAAGAGUCUCCAUAGCAACAGCGAGGAGAUCCAGGACGACUUCGACUGGGACUCUCUGCUGGUCUGAAGCCACAAACCGGCCAGUUAUCAGGUUUAUGGUGGAUUUAUGUUGAACUAACGCGUUUAUUCUGACCGGAAACGACAUGAAGAAGAAACAGAACCUGAUCUGACUUCCUGUUACAUGAUUAUUGACAAUAUUUUAUUGUUUGUUCAAAAUAAUGACAUUUUUACGCUCAAACUUUUGAGAAAAAGCGGCUUUUCUACCGUUCUAAUAGCAAAAAAUCUCAGUUCGAUCUUCUCUGAUUGAUCUGAAAUUUCCGCAGCAUAAAAUAUGAAUAUUUAUGAAGUUAUUUAGGACGAUUUAGCUUCAUAUGUCAAAUAUUUUCUGAGAUAUGGUUUUAUAAAAUCGUUUUAGUCACAAAUUUAUGAGCAUUUUGGACAUUUUUUCAGUAAUUUCGUAAAGUUUCGAGUCACUAGGGACCAGAAACACACAAUCCUUCCUUGUUUCCACUUAAUUUACUUAAAAUCAUUUAAAAUGUCUGUUUAUCUAAGAUUAGACAUAAAUGGUUCACAUUUAUGAAAUAUAGUAAAUAGAAUUUGAUUGAAUUUUAUAAAACUACUCAAAAUUUCUCCAUAAUUUGUUAAAAUAGUCCAAAAUUGGAUCAAAAAUGAUCUAAAAUGACUAAAGAAUUGUCCAAAAUAAAAAUGAUCCAAAUUCAAAAUGGACCAAAACGACUCAAAUAAUCUAAAAUUAGGCAUAAAUGGUUUAAAAUUACUCAAAAACUUUCCAAAAUUAUUUAAAGUGUCCAAAAUGACACUAAAUCUGUAAAUAAAACGACAGAAAAUAUUCUCACAUUUUUAUUAACCUGUUUGCUAAAAAUACAAAAAUUAAAGCAUUAAAAUCCAUUGUUAACGUCUCUAACACAUUAAUUUAUUGUGUUUAGUUUCUGUCGUUUUCGGCCAGAAUAAACCCGUCGGCCAAAUAAAAACUCACCAUGAGUCUAAUUUGUGGCUGAUUUUGAACAAUCUGUGGCUGAACUGAACAUAAAGUUCAUAAACUCUGUUGUAAAUGUUUGACUUCCUCUGAGAAGCUUUUAUUCAACGAUAAAUUCUUCUUUGUGCUGUAAGAAUAAAAAUUUGUUUAGUUUCCUGCAGGUUGAAAUGCUUCAAAGAAAAUAAACCAAGCGUGGAUUUCUCUGC
Messenger RNA from Acanthochromis polyacanthus (spiny chromis), 3307 nucleotides. RefSeq names its product forkhead box J2 (gene foxj2). Gene Ontology annotation, molecular function: DNA-binding transcription factor activity, RNA polymerase II-specific; RNA polymerase II cis-regulatory region sequence-specific DNA binding. The coding region runs from base 258 to 2174 and encodes 638 amino acids. Gene Ontology annotation, biological process: regulation of transcription by RNA polymerase II. The record is from RefSeq and is a predicted model, not a curated record. Gene Ontology annotation, cellular component: nucleus. The transcript has 10 exons. Lineage: Eukaryota; Metazoa; Chordata; Actinopteri; Pomacentridae.